Messenger RNA from Cetraspora pellucida, 783 nucleotides. The record is from the annotation of a GenBank genome assembly. Lineage: Eukaryota; Fungi; Glomeromycota; Glomeromycetes; Diversisporales; Gigasporaceae.
AUGAAGAAAGUUUUAAUCCCUCUCUUUUUAGACGGCAGUGACACUUGUUGUGAUUGUCAGCCUGGUCAUUCGUUUAAAGCAGAUUGGUGCCUUGACCUUCACGGUUUUUUAUCCCCCGAAGAGUUCGCCACUAGGCUUCAACAGAUCAAUGCUCAUGUCCAAAGCGUUGAACUAAUGACCCAUAAAACAAAAAAGUUAUUAUAUUAUGUCGCUUCCGUCGGUGUUUUCUUAUUAUCAGCUAUAUUCAGUGCAAUUAUGAGAUCAAUAACUGGUGUACCUGUAGGCUUUAGUAUAUCCGGAAUUUUGUUCGUUUUCGUCAAAUAUAUGAUCGAAAAAAAUGCUGCCGAAAGGGCAAUAGCAUUUACUAAUCUCCUAAACCAACUUUUUGCACAAUAUAACAAACAUGAAAAUCCAACUGUUAAUUGGAAAUUCUGGUGGGUUCAUUCCUAUGAACAAUACGUUACCGGGUUGGAUGGAAAAGCUUAUGGAAAUGGUCAUAUGAACAAGUUAAAGUUGAAAUUUGGCCUUAGUGUCAAAUUUGCUGCAUUAUUUGCCGAAAAUGCUUUAAUCAUUCUUGAAAUUAAUGAUGCACUCUCCGAUCUUACCAAAAGUACCGUUGGUGUGAAUCUUAAGUCGGAAAAACCCUUUCCCCCUAAUAAUAAUGUUAACUACACUAAUAACGCUAAUUACACUAAUAAUACCAACUAUCCUAAUGAGAUGGCAAUUAUUAAUAAUACUGCUAAUAUCCCUAACAGUCAAGUAAUUGAUAUGAAUUAUAAUUAG